Paracoccidioides brasiliensis Pb18 is the source of this 603-nucleotide messenger RNA. RefSeq lists its product as uncharacterized. The transcript is spliced from 3 exons. The record is from RefSeq and is a predicted model, not a curated record. The coding region runs from base 1 to 603 and encodes 200 amino acids.
AUGGCUCAGGCGACGAGACGUGGAGACAGGGAGACAAGUCGGGGCAAACACUAUUUAGGGCUCAAAGUGAUGGCAGCAAAUGAGCAUGCCGUAGCUGAUAGGGCGCUUCCAUCCCGUCGCCUCCGCCGUCGAGUAACAGCGACAAACGUGUGCUGUGUGCUGGGCUGCUGCUUCACCGAUGCCAAUCACCAGAGCUGCCACUACACCAUCCAGUCACAUGACCGGGAAAGCACCAGCAGAUCCCAAGCCUGCUGCGGCAGUUAUGCGGGCCGCUGCGAAUCCAGAAACGACCUGAAGCCCGAGGGUUGGGUCCGCGCCAGAGCCUGUGGCACGGAUCCCCUAAAGACCUCCCGACAAUCCUUUAAGCGGAUGCAACGACCCAGUGCUGCAGAGUCCUUGCAACCCACCAAGCAAACCCAGCUGCUCGACUGGUCUAUGCUGCUUCAGAUGGCGAAUCACCAUCGUGGACCAGCCGACAACAACGACAUGGGUGGCAUGCGGUCUGAUGGGGGCCGGGGUAGGGGGGUGGGGGUUGGUCGAGACUUGAAAUCCACAGGCGGGUUCAGUUCUGGCCUGGUUAAAGAAGUCAUAUGCCGUCAUUGA